Molecule: messenger RNA, 2832 nt
Organism: Etheostoma cragini (Arkansas darter)
Lineage: Eukaryota; Metazoa; Chordata; Actinopteri; Perciformes; Percidae
Gene: trim3b
Product: tripartite motif containing 3b
Exons: 17
Coding region: 281-2569 (762 amino acids)
Biological process (GO): proteasome-mediated ubiquitin-dependent protein catabolic process; negative regulation of translation; protein polyubiquitination
Molecular function (GO): protein binding; zinc ion binding; ubiquitin protein ligase activity
Source: RefSeq, a predicted model, not a curated record
UUUCAGUUCACAGUCCCACCCACUGUUGUCAUCCCUGUUCAGCCUUUUUCAGUGCCUGUGUUGUGGUGGAAAAGGGAAAAGCUACAGAAGGAAAGGGAAGAGUGGUCAGCAGUGCCGAGGGGGGAAAAGAGGGGUGAGGUGGGCGUGCAUGUGUGAGUCAGGGUGUGUGCUGAUUGUUCAAUGUUAACACAGAGCUGCCAUGGAGUCUUCUAGACUGAUCCACUCCAUACUACUGACAGUUAACUACUGUCAUCGUCCGUGGCUUUAAAUUUCCUCUGCCAUGGAAAAGCGUGAGGCUGGGAGCACCAGCCCUGUGGUGCGUCAGAUAGACAAGCAGUUUCUGGUCUGCAGCAUCUGUCUGGAUCAUUACAGGAACCCCAAGGUCCUGCCCUGUCUGCACACCUUCUGUGAAAGUUGUCUCCAGAACUACAUUCCCCCAGAGUCUCUUACGCUCUCGUGUCCAGUGUGUCGUCAGACGUCCAUCCUGCCAGAGAAAGGAGUGGGUGCUCUACAGAACAACUUCUUCAUCACUAAUCUAAUGGAGGUCCUUCAACGGGACCCCGAGUGCUCACGGCCGGAGGCCUGCAGUGUCCUUGAGUCAGUUAGUGCUGCAGCUGCAGGGAAGCCCCUCUGCUGCCCGAACCAUGACGGAAAGGUGAUGGAGUUCUACUGCGAGUCGUGUGAGACAGCCAUGUGUCUGGACUGUACGGAGGGUGAGCACCGAGAGCACGUGACUGUUCCUCUGCGGGACGUUGUGGAACAGCACAAGGCCGCGCUGAAGACACAGCUGGAUGCCAUACUAAGCAGGCUCCCACAGCUAACAACAUCCAUUGAGCUGGUGAGUGAGAUCUCCCGCCAGCUGAAUGAAGGGAAGAACAAGGCGGUGGCAGAGAUUACCAGUACUUUUGAAGAGCUGGAGCGGGCGCUGCAUCAGCGCAAGACGGCCCUCAUCACAGACCUGGAGAACAUAUGCAGCACAAAGCAGAAGGUCCUGCAGGCCCAGCUUUCAUCUCUUCUCCAGGGGAAGGAACACAUCCAGAGCAGUUGCAGCUUUACUGAGCAGGCUCUUAGCCAUGGGAGUGCUACUGAGGUGCUGCUAGUUCAGAAGCAGAUGAGUGAGCGGGUAACAGCGCUGGCAAGACAUGACUUCCCAGAGAGACCACAUCAGAAUGCACACCUGGAUUGUCAGGUGGAAACUGAAGGUCUGCGGCGCUCCAUCCAGAACCUGGGAGUUCUCCUCACCACAUCUGCGGUGGCUCACACCUCCGUCGCCACAGGAGAGGGCCUCCGCCACGCAACAACUGGCCAGAUGCAAACAAUUACUGUGACAACAAAAGACAAAGAUGGGGAGUUGGUGCGGACAGGAAAUGCUGUUUUAAAAGCGGAGAUCACAUCUGCUGACAGGAGCCGGGUUGCGGAGACGGAGAUAACGGACAAUAAGAAUGGGACGUAUGAGGUGGGCUACACGUUACGCACUGAGGGAGAGUACACUUUCUCUCUGUUGAUGUAUGGCCAACCGUUACGUGGUAGCCCGUUCCGCCUGCGGGCCAUCAAGCCCUCAGAUGUGCCACAAUCUCCAGAUGACGUAAAGAGGAGGGUGAAGUCUCCCAGCGGGACAGGGGGCCACAUACGGCAGAAAGCAGUGCGACGGCCUUCCAGCAUGUACAGCACCACCAAGAAAAAGGAGAACCCCAUCGAGGAUGAGCUCAUCUACAGAGUGGGUUCCCGAGGUAGAGAAAAAGGGGAGUUCACAAAUCUGCAAGGAAUCUCAGCCUCUUGUAGCGGCAGAGUGGUGGUGGCUGACAGCAACAACCAGUGUAUACAGGUAUUCUCCAAUGAUGGCCAGUUCAAGAUGCGUUUUGGGGUCAGAGGUCGGUCUCCGGGGCAACUGCAGAGACCAACUGGUGUCACUGUGGACAUGAACGGGGACAUUGUGGUAGCAGACUAUGACAAUCGAUGGGUCAGCAUCUUCUCCUCUGAUGGGAAGUUUAAGAAUAAGAUCGGCGCAGGCCGGCUUAUGGGUCCUAAGGGUGUUGCUGUCGAUAAGAAUGGACACAUCAUCACAGUGGACAACAAGGCCUGCUGUGUCUUCAUCUUUCAAUCCAAUGGGAAGUUGGUGACUAAAUUUGGAGGCAGAGGGACCUCUGACAGACAGUUUGCUGAAAAACUUGGCCCAAACUUUAAUAAAUCUGGCUCAGUUUUCAGUCCACACUUUGUUGCCGUGAACAACAAGAAUGAAAUUAUUGUGACUGAUUUUCACAAUCACUCCGUAAAGGUGUACAGUGCAGAUGGAGAGUUUUUGUUUAAGUUUGGUUCUCAUGGUGAAGGCAAUGGCCAGUUCAAUGCUCCCACUGGCGUGGCUGUGGACGCCAACGGAAACAUCAUCGUAGCGGACUGGGGUAACAGCAGAAUACAGGUGUUUGACAGCACAGGCUCCUUCUUAUCUUACAUUAACACCUCAGCGGACCCUCUGUACGGCCCCCAGGGCCUCGCCCUCACCUCAGAUGGACAUGUUGCUGUUGCCGACUCUGGGAACCACUGCUUUAAGGUUUACAGAUAUCUGCAGUAGGCUGAGGGAAACGCUUACUGCUUGCGGACAUAGAGCUGCAACGUGCCUGCACAUUUCCCAGUGACCCCAGUUUCCACACAUUUUUCCAUUUUCAUUUUGUGUGUACAUACUUUAGAAUAUCUACUAUUCAGAACUAAAGACAAAGACAUGUUUUUUGCAUGAAAAACUACCCAAAUUCAAGUCUAAUUAGAAUAUGUUAUAAAGACAAAAUAAGCUAGUAAUCCCAAAAUGUAUUGCAGAAGUGAUAUUAAUUUCCUCUCUGA